Messenger RNA from Kwoniella shivajii, 1506 nucleotides. RefSeq lists its product as uncharacterized. NCBI's taxonomy places the organism in Eukaryota, Fungi, Basidiomycota, Tremellomycetes, Tremellales, Cryptococcaceae. Bases 1 to 1506 code for a protein of 501 amino acids. Gene Ontology annotation, biological process: glycogen metabolic process; UDP-alpha-D-glucose metabolic process. The record is from RefSeq and is a predicted model, not a curated record. Gene Ontology annotation, cellular component: cytoplasm. Gene Ontology annotation, molecular function: UTP:glucose-1-phosphate uridylyltransferase activity. The transcript is spliced from 11 exons.
AUGGCUACUCUACAAGAACCCGGAAAGAAAGAUGUCAGACAAAGAGGUCACUCCGCUAUCGACUUCAAAUCCGCUACCACCGGUGUGGCUGCCAAGACCAUGAGAAAUGAACUCAACAGAAUGGUCUCUGGUGAGACUGAUCCUCAAAAGAGGAAAAUCUUCGAGGCUGAAAUGCAAUCAUUCUUCCUUCUCUUCAACCGCUUUUUGACUGAGCGAGCCAAGGGCGAGAAGCUUGAUUGGGAGAAAAUCAACUCUCCUAAACCCGAACAAGUUCGACCUUACGCUGUUCUUGAUAAUGUUGACCCCUCAAUCCUUAACAAGCUUGCUGUCCUCAAACUCAACGGUGGUCUCGGUACCACCAUGGGGUGUGUUGGUCCUAAAUCAAUCAUUGAAGUCAGAGAAGGUAUGACUUUCUUAGAUCUUUCAGUUAGACAAAUUGAGCAUCUCAACGAGAAAUACAAUGUCAACGUUCCUUUCAUCCUCAUGAACUCUUUCAACACCGAUGAGGACACCGCUCGAAUCAUCCAAAAAUACCAAAAUCAUAACAUCAACAUCCUUACCUUCAACCAAUCUCGAUACCCCCGAGUCGACAAAGAAUCUCUCCUCCCAUGUCCUCAAGAGACUACCUCCGACAAAGCUAACUGGUACCCUCCAGGACACGGUGAUAUCUUUGAUGCCUUAACCAACUCCGGUCUCCUUGACAAACUUAUCGCCGCCGGUAAAGAAUACAUCUUCAUCUCCAAUGUUGAUAACCUUGGUGCCGUUGUUGAUCUCAACAUCAUGCAAACCAUGAUUGACGCUCAAGCCGAGUACGUCAUGGAGGUCACCGACAAGACAAAGGCCGAUGUCAAAGGUGGUACCAUCAUUGAUUACGACGGUAAAGCCCGACUUCUCGAAGUCGCUCAAGUACCCAAGGAUCACUUGGAUGAGUUCUGCUCCACCCGAAAGUUCAAAAUUUUCAACACCAACAACAUUUGGUGUAACUUGAAGGCCAUCAAGAAAGUCAUGGAUGAGGAUGCUCUUAACCUUGAAAUCAUUGUUAACAACAAGGUCACAGACGGAGGACAAGCCGUUAUCCAACUUGAGACUGCUAUCGGUGCUGCUAUCAAGCACUUCGACAGUGCCAUCGGUAUCAACGUCCCUCGAUCACGAUUCUUGCCCGUUAAGUCAUGCUCUGAUUUGCUUUUGAUCAAGUCUAAACUCUAUAACCUUGAACACGGUGUAUUGACAAUGGACAAAUCCCGAGAAUUCGGUGGUACCCCUGUAGUCAAGCUCGGAGACCAAUUCAAAAAGGUUGCUAACUUUGAGAAGCGAUUCAAAUCCAUCCCCAACAUCACAGAGCUCGAUCAUCUAACUGUCGCAGGAGAUGUAUCUUUCGGUAAAGGUGUACGACUCGCUGGUACAUGUAUCAUUGUCGCUAAUGAGGGUAACAAGAUCAUGAUUCCCGAUGGAACCAACCUCGAGAACAAGUUGAUUACCGGUAACCUUUCCAUCAUCGACCAUUAG